This is a messenger RNA of Topomyia yanbarensis, 7220 nucleotides long. RefSeq lists its product as uncharacterized. The record is from RefSeq and is a predicted model, not a curated record. The transcript has 6 exons. Bases 1500 to 3833 code for a protein of 777 amino acids. NCBI's taxonomy places the organism in Eukaryota, Metazoa, Arthropoda, Insecta, Diptera, Culicidae.
GUGGCAGUCUCCAUCGAUUCACCGUCUGGAAAAGAUGUGGCCUAGUAAUAUUCGCGCGACGUAGAGCUUGUUCGAUUGUGUAGUGUUCUUCUGCCUCACUUGGCAGGUCCAGUGUGUGCCAUCCUGGAAUUGAUUGUACUCUGCCAGAGCACUUUUUGUUCUAUUGCGUUGCUCAAUUAGGUGAUUUCAGUGGUCGAUCACGUUAGGAGUAUCACUGAAAAAGGAUAAUUAAAGCUUUUUAAAGCGAGAUAUGCUCUAUCAUUCUGUGCGGCGGGGAUCGAUUUUCACCCGUCUGAUACGUUUUUCCGAUAGGCUGAGGAACUGAGUGCAUGAAAAAUAGGUCUUGCUCAUCUAUUGGGAUGUAAAUUGUGAAAAGUUAUGCGACCUUUCUGGGGGUCUUCAUCGGUGGUAGGAAUAAAAUCCAAAUAAUGGUCCACGGGGAUCCUUAGUUCAAAGGUGAAUUUUCAGCUGUAUCGAUUUAUUGUGUUUUUUUUGUCUUGUGUUCUCGUAUAUUUGACAUCUGUGAGUUGGUUCUUGUGCGCGGCGAUCCAUACACACGGACAAACGUUCACAUCGGUGAAGUAAGCAUCCGAUGAGAGUAGCAAGGAGAAGCUCCCCAGCAUCACCCGCCCGUUUUAUGUUGUAUGCAACUGUCAAUUUGAUGCUCCACUCCCUUCGAUUAUAUUGGCGAGCCACCACGGUGAAAAGUGAGCGUCUGUGUCUGUGAAUGUGCUUCCGUAAGGCUUUCCGAGAUAGAGAGAAAGCUCCGUGCAGUGGAAUGCUUUUCGCAUGUUCGUUGUAGAGCGAAAAUCAUAACGAGAGAGAAAGAGAGAGAGAGAGAGAGAGAGAGAGAGAGAGAGAGAGAGAGAGAGCGCGCAAGAGCGUAUUGUAUAACAACAAACACGCCUGCCUGCUACAAAAGGAUUCGGAUAGUGGUUGGGUGGUGGAUAUGCGCUUUUGAUGCGUGGAGUUCACUUGGGGUUACACCCGCACCCAAGACCACCCAAAAUAGGAAGUUCGUCUGUAGUAGUGAAUCUCCAGCCAGCCGCCGCAGCAGCCCAGCGAUCACAGACCAUCGUCACUUCCAAGUGUUUCAUACCUGAACACGGGGGAAUGGGAGGAAAAUGCAACUGCAAAUUCACAGACAGGUCGAACAAAUGCAGAAUAAAUCUAACAUGUUCGUCGUGGUAGCUAGAGAAAAACAGAUGCCGUGACAUUUUGGCCGAGACUCGAACUGUGCACGUUGAGACUAGACCAUUCGUCUACCUGCAGCAUACUAUACAGAUAAAUCGUAAAUAUGUUAGAGUGGAAUAUGAUCCUUUCUGAACUGAGCUCAACCUGGCUAUAGACACAAUUGAAACAAUGAGAAAGAGACUUAAACAAUCAGCAACGAAUCGACGUUAGAGGAAUUAAACCCGAUACCAACCAAAAAGGGUUACUGUAUACCAGCAUUCAUAGAACUGCAUUUCGGAACGCAAAACGCACGCACCUCUUGCACAAUGGCAGCUGUAGUGUACGGUACUAGUCCCAGGCACGGCGGCAGUCGCCAUCAUCAUCCGGGUUCCGGGCAGGGUCACAUGGUGACGACACCCCAUUCGCCGUACCACCAGCAGCAGCCGCAGCAGCAUCAUUCACUGCCACCGCAUCACUCGUCAGCUUCCUCGAUGACGGCAGCGGCUGCAGCAGCAGCCGCACUGUCGCAGCAAAUUAUCACACCGCCAACAUCGUAUCUAUCGACUUCGACGACCACGAUUUCGUCGGUGUCCCACCAGCAAACGAUCUACUAUCAGCAGCAGCAGCAGGCCGCCAUUCACUAUCACAAUAUGCGCAAUUCUAAACGGAAGUCGGCCGUCGAAAUGCUCGCCGAGAGUAAACCGUUCUACGUCAAGUCGGAAACGGUGCUGGACCGGCAGCAGCAGUUGAGCAUGCGUAGCGGCGGAUCCGGACCGGUGUCGGGAUCGUAUAUGCUGUCGCCAUCACGCGCCCUUCCGCAGUCCAUUUGUGCGCUGCAGCAGACAUCGCACCACUCACAAAUCCAGCUGCAACAGCAACACCACCAUCAACAGCAACAGCAGCAGCGACCUGCCAGCCGACGGAGUGCGUCUUCCGGGUCCGAUCUUCUGCAGACCAAACUUCGAAAGCUACUCAACACCGCCGACAGCAAAGAGACAAUAAUCCCAUCGGACGUUGUGGGACUCAAUUCAAAAUACGGCCAGCAACCACUGGAAACAAGCUACAUUAGUGGAGCCGGUCUUGCUGGCAAUGAUUGCCUCGGCUACAUACAGCCACCAAAGAACUACCAGCAGCAGUUGACCGUACAUCCGGAACAACCGAGCGACAUGUCGGUUUUCUUCCCGAGCGCUUUUCUCUCCCCACAAUCCUUGCCGCCGCAUCCCUCUGGCGAUGAAGAUCUGUACCUUUACGGAGUACACGAUAGUCUUGUACUGACGGAUGACUACCGUGCAAUCAGUCCACCAGCAGAAUACGCCGAAAAUAAUGUUUCACCGGAGAAACACAAUAAUAGCCACAGCCGCUACAACUAUCAGCGUUCGUACUCGCAUUCCCAGGCCGUUGCCCACCAGGAUGAAUCGGACUACUCACCAACACAGUCAUACAACAUCAACAGUCACAAAUCACUUCCGGAUCUGCAUUCACAAAUCAGUCGCCAUUCGCCGCAUUCGGAAGCAUUGAGCUGCUGUAGUCGUGGAAACCGGUCGAACCGUUCGGGCAGUUCCUUCAAUCGUGACUCCGGAGGUUCUUCCGGUCACUAUACUCACCAUAGUGAACCGUGCUGUAAACAACAGCAGCAACAACAGCUCCAACAGAAGGAUGCCCUUCUGAUGGGUGGAGCCGAUUACAGGCGGGAUAGUGGAUCAUCUACGCAGCAUAGUGGAAACUCGUACUACGCGUAUGGAAUCCCACCCCUACGUUACGACUGUAUUGAGUGCCGUGCAAAGAUUCGUGAGGAGGCAGACUGUCUGUUGAAUUUCACAACGCCCGAAGUACCGGAGGCCUUCCAAGAUGACUACAGCGAAAAACAGAAACAGAAAUACUACGACGAGGUACGGGAUAGGAGCGCAGCAGCAGCGCGUAAAUACUACAAAAAUCAUGGACCAAUGUCACCAUUAUCUCCUGUGUCACCAUUGUCACCACAAGACCAACAGUUAGAUCUUAGCCCGCCGUUGGGGACGUUCAAGCGACAGAAAUGCCUACGGUUCAAGAAUCGCGGUCGGCAAUCUGCCAUUAGUAAUCCCAACUCACGCUGUGGAGAUGGUCGUGGCAGCUCCGGAGGUGAAGACGAUCGCCGGCCGAUCCUACGUUCAAAGAGUGACAUCAGUGAUCGCUACUGGAAUCGCUUGUCGGAGCGAAACGAUCGAGAAAGGGAACGGGAAAGAGAAAGGGAACAACAGAAGAUUCUAGAAAAGCAACGAUCUAGGUCAGAUAGCCUAACACAGCUGGAACAUUUCUUCGACCGGCUCGGACUCAAUGACGAAACCUACGAACGGUAUAUUGCACCUUCGAAGGUGGUAGCUAAGGCUCCCAAUUACAGAAGCAACUCCGGCAGUGACAUCCAUCGGCUAUCGGCGGAUGAUACCGGCGAUUCAGAUGAAUCCAGUGCCGUAUUCUUCUCGGAUGUAAGCACAAUCGAUUCGACCCGACUGCCGGAUAGUACUGAGAUUAUCAGCAACGAGCCGCCACAGAGUGCCCCGGGACCAUUGACUAGUCUGAACAAUCCUGCAAUGUAUCGGCCAAGUGAACCACCGUCUAUCAUCGAACGCAAUGCCCGGAUCAUCAAGUGGUUGUGCAACUGCAAAAAGAUGCAACUGACCUAAGGCUGGCUGAUCGGGGCAACCCCGAUCGAGGUUGCUUUGUUUUCGUCAAAACUAGCUCGCUCCAGAACGUUUGAUCGGAAAUAAUCAACAGUAGCUUACUUACCGACUACAGCUGCGGCACGUGUGUACAAGUAUGUAGAGGAUGGGGUCAAUUCGUUGCAUGGCUCAUCGCAAUGCACGGAAAUGCAUGUUUUCUCCAUGUUUUAGUUACUUACUCAAGCAGUUAAAGGUAUCCAGGAUGAUUUUCCGACACUACGAUGCAAUGCAUCAGUUCACACCAUUACAGUCAAAGUAAAAUAACCCUGAGCCAGGCACAUUCUUGGUAUGAUUUUAUAAAACUAACUGUCAUGUUGGAGCCAAACAUUACCAGACAACCAAUGUUCCGACCGCCAAAGGAUCUUUUGUAUCUAGAUCAAAAUAAUGCGACGAACGAGUUCAAGUGCGAAGAUUCCGACUGACUAGAAGUAAACUCCGAGACCAGGGGCCAUUGUCCAACUGAAAAGCAUUUGAAUGCAAAAACCCCAUGUCAAAUUUAUUUUCACAAUCAAUUUGACAACAAUUAGAGAUGAGCACACAUGCUUUUACACGACUAACAUCUCCUUUGGAUAGCUUCCGAUAUCUGUCAGUCGGCUCAACAUGGGACGGGACCUACGGAUGUUUUUUUUGUUUUUUUUUUCUGUCCAUUUUAUCUUUCGUCUCGCAUAGCCACUCUUUCUGUCUCACAUAUUUUAAAUGGACUGGCUUCAUCUGAGAGCUCCUACACAGUUAAGUUUGUUCUACCAAAUCCCAGCUUUUUUCGCAACUUUUACCGAGUUUUACGUACUCAGCUCACAAAGCUUUUACCGAGAUCUCAGAAGAAGUAACGUUUGUUUUGCUGAAACUCGGAAAAUUCAUCGUUGAAAAUCGGUAAGACACAACCACUUUGCUGAAUUAUAAGUUGAAAAUUUUUACUGACUGUUCAGCUGUGCGGGAAUUACCGAACUGAAUUUAGUGUGUAACAGGUGGAUUUGCUUAACACUAUCUCACGUUUAAAAGCGGCCCUGGCCGUCCAAAAUGUCAUCUUACACUCUUCCACAACUGCCCCUAAUAUUGCUACCUAAUCGCGUCUUCUUUCGUUCCACCAAUGCACCAGACGCCGACCGUUCCUCGGCUCCAAUAACCUCGCCAUUGUUACGUCAAAUUCUCUCGCUACUGUAGCCAACAGUUUAUACACCGACGAACCGACAUCACAGAAGCAUUCGAAAAGUGUCCCAUACAAAAUAACGAUCGUUUUGAAAUGAAGCGAUCACUACUGUCAAACUGCGACAGAUCGCUCCGCCAUGUUUGAAUCUGGGCAGUUUUCACGAUAAGUAUUGCGAAUCUUUUCUAAAAUCCACAUCGUGACAUUUCAGCCAUGCGCCACCAAGCCGUGCGCCGAAUUACGCGCAGGUUCACUUUGUAUUAGUGCAAGCGAAAAAACGGUUUGACGUUUAUUUUUGUUUCGUUCGCACUCAUGUUUGUCACAUAUAGCAACAACUCGACGAAACGCUAGUUUAUCUCAGGAUAGACAAUAUGUUUAUAUUACAGAAGGUGUGCAAUUCCCUCAACUGCGUAUGUAGUGGUAAUAUGCAUCAGAAUAAUAUUCAGAACUCAUGAAAAAUGCAUGUAUUCUGUUACUUUUUUGCUUGUAACGGACAGUUUUGUUAAAUAGUACAUACAUAGGAUAACAAAAAAACUGCAAAAACGACCUUCAACAUGUUAAGAAAGUUUUUUCGUUCUAGCAUACCUGGUCGAUACACCUUGGUUUUUGCGUACUGUUGUGUUAUCGACGAGGACUACCACGCGAACCAUUAUACAGAUGCCGCUUGUGUAACAACGUAUUUUAAUUUAAACAAUUAGGACAAUAUCUGACGCAUUUUUGUUCCAUGUGGCACGUCGGUUAGUCGGUGGUUUAUCAGCGUUCGGAAUUGGAGCGGUCCUCUCUGCACGAAGAGAUUCAGCCCUUGUCGAAGUAUCCCGCCUUACAAGACAGUUCCACCGACCAAUGGUACAGUGGAUCGCCUGGUGCUGUUACGUCGUCAGUCGCUACGUCGAUGAUGGUUCACCGAUCGUCGUUACGGAAUUUGCUAGCGCAACCAUCGGUGCACAACCUAACAUACAGCUUCGCCACGGCUUCCAACUAGCUGUAACCUCUUUCGAUUAUUAACCUGCUACCCCACUUCAUGGCCUAAGUGUUCAAGUCUCCUCCUAUAACAAUCGGCGUUCGUCCGACUAACGAGCCAGUUGCAGCGUCCACCUUGGGGGGGGGGCAUAACAACUACAUACGCAUACACCGCUGUGCUUUGAUAUCACCUCUUUCUUUUGCUCACGAGUUUUCUACAAUUAACUCGGAGCCUCGCUUAAUUCCUCCAUUUAGCACCCGACUUUCCUCUUGCUUUUUGUCAUUCUCUCCGUCAAUUACGUCGUUUCAAUCCUCUGCGUACUUAAGCUUUUUAGCCACUUCACUCGUAGAUAAAUGACCGCAAGCCAGUUGGCUCCUGAUUUCUAAGCUAUUUGGCGUCGAUCUCCGUGAGCUAUUUAGAUCCCUGUUUGUCGCAAUCUACUCGAACAGUCCCCGGAAGUAAACUCACCUUACUCCGACUGAGAGUUCCACGACGUCGGAAUUUCUCCCGAUACGGAUACCCGUGACCUGCAGUGAAGACUUUCGAAUUAUUCUCGUCACUCGUGUGUCGACCACAUUCGUGUUCGCUUCUGAAUAUUAUCUACCGCCGCUUGUGAAUGUCAGCCGGGUUACAAUGUUCCAGCCUUCUUGAAGUUAUCAACACAUAACCCUAAAGGUAACAUCGUUAACGACUUUUCGCUUUCAUUGAGUUAGCACGCAAUUUACCCAUGUAGAAGGCCCUUUUUCAGUGUCAAGACUUUCCUAAUCGUCAGUCCGGUGGUACCGUGCCUAAUCUUCCCAGGCUCAAGGAGUAGUUCUUUCUGUGCACUUGCAUCGAGCAAAUCAUCCCUGAUUUCUUCUGCUUCCUCCAAUGCGGAUUAAUUUCUUUUCUGUUAGAAAAUAUGCCACGCGUGCGUACUUACCACGCAACAGUGUAUCGAUGAUCCACUCUGUAGCUUAAAAGAGCUUACCCAACUCGGGAAAUCAUAACAUUCCACAAAUCAGAUUCUACACAAACCUGAUUGCUUUGUUUCUACCUUUCUCCUUCGUAUAUUGUUAAUACUUUCUUCACAGCAUUUCCUUCUCAUUCCCGAAUCCUUUACAUGGACUACCCCGCUCCGCUUUCUCUUACUUUUCUCUUUCCUGAACGCUGCUUUCUAGGCCAAUUCCACCAUCUCCCUCUUUCACUACCUUACUUGCACACGCACUCCCAGUUAAGCUCAACCGGAAAUGAACCGGAAUUCUGG